AUGGGCCUCGCGCCGCCGGCGCCGCAGGUGCUACUGCUCGUUGCAGCAGUGGCUGGCGAGGAGGGAGCUGUGGCCAUCGGCGCUGCUGCGGCAGCGCCUGCGCCCGCAGCGAGCGCCCAGGACGUCUCCAUGGCUCUUUGGGCAGUCGCGGCCGCCGUCUCGUCCCCCUCCCCGCCACAGCUGCGCCUGACCGAUCUUGCGCCCCUUCUGGCGCUGUCCGCGCGGCUGCUGGAUGAUGCUGGGCCGCAGGCGCUGUCCAACACCGCCUGGGCGCUCGGCACGAUCAGCACCGCUGCAACAGUGGAGGCGGACGCGGCGGGGCCGGGCGGCGGGGAGUGGCCGCCGGGCGGGUGGCUGGCGGCCUUUGAGGAGGGUGCUGCGCGCAGUCUCGGCAGCCAGACCGACCUGGGUGUUUACAACCUGCUGUGGGGCCUGGCCAAGCUGCGUCGAUCCCCCAGCCCUACAUUCCUGCACGCGGCCGCCGCAGCCGCAGCGGUGCGCGCGCCGGGCGCGUCCCCGCAGGCCGCAAGCGGCACGCUCUGGGCGCUCGCGUCGCUGCGCGCGGCGCCGGGGCCGGCGUUCUGGGGCGCAUGGCACGCGGCGACGCGGGCGGCGGUGGCGUCGUCGUGGGGCCCGGCCGACCUGGCCAAUGCGCUGUGGGCCCAUGCAGCAAUGGGCACGGCGCCGCCGGGCGACUGGCUGGGCGCCGCCCUUGGCCGCGCGCUGGCUGUCAUGCCGGCGUGCAGGGAGACGGAGCUGGCAACGCUGCUGUGGGCCUGCGCCAAGCUGCGUGCGCAGCCGGCGCGCGCCUGGCUGGACGCAUGGAUGGCGUCCUAUUCGCGCCGCGCCCUGGACGCGCCGAUCGCGCCGACGCUGCCCUGCGCCGCCUACUCGCUCGCUCUGCUGCGCUUCCGCCCGCCGCACGCGUGGGCGGGGCGGCUGGUGGCGGAGGCGGCGCGGCAGAUAGACGGCCGGGCACCAUUUUAG
This is a messenger RNA of Monoraphidium neglectum, 987 nucleotides long. RefSeq lists its product as hypothetical. The coding region runs from base 1 to 987 and encodes 328 amino acids. The record is from RefSeq and is a predicted model, not a curated record. Gene Ontology annotation, cellular component: mitochondrial matrix; ribonucleoprotein granule. Gene Ontology annotation, molecular function: RNA binding. NCBI's taxonomy places the organism in Eukaryota, Viridiplantae, Chlorophyta, Chlorophyceae, Sphaeropleales, Selenastraceae. The transcript is spliced from 2 exons. Gene Ontology annotation, biological process: regulation of mitochondrial mRNA stability; mitochondrial RNA processing; chloroplast rRNA processing.